Saprolegnia parasitica CBS 223.65 is the source of this 1563-nucleotide messenger RNA. RefSeq lists its product as hypothetical. The transcript has a single exon. Bases 1 to 1563 code for a protein of 520 amino acids. Gene Ontology annotation, biological process: proteolysis. The record is from RefSeq and is a predicted model, not a curated record. Lineage: Eukaryota; Oomycota; Saprolegniomycetes; Saprolegniales; Saprolegniaceae. Gene Ontology annotation, molecular function: serine-type exopeptidase activity; dipeptidyl-peptidase activity.
AUGGCAGCAUCGGACGACGAGACGCGGUUGCCGAUCCUCGAGAAGCUCACGAGCGACGCGGAGGCCCACGCACGCUCGACGACGCGCGUCCGGCGCAGCUUCACGGGCCUCGUAGCGACCGUGCUGGUCAGCGCCGUCCUCGCAUUUGGCUGGUCGCUGCCAUCGAAGCCCGACCCGCCGCUCCAGGACGCACCCCACGACUUUUCCGGCGAUUUGCUCAUGCGCUGCGAGACCAGCACCCUGCUCCAGCCACUCGACCACUUUGGGGCAUCGCCCACCGCGGCGUCGUUCCAGCAGCGGUAUUUUACCUGUGGUGAGUUUUUUGAUGCGGCGAGCGGUCCGAUCUUCUUCUACACGGGCGGCCACGCCGACGUCGAGCUCUUCCUCAACACGACCGGCGCCAUGUGGGAAGCCGCGCCGGCCGCUCAAGCGCUUCUGGUCUUUGCCGAGCACCGGUUCUUUGGCGCGUCCAUCCCAUCAUCAUCGUCAUCGCUGGACCACCUCUCGACGGCGCAGGCGCUCGCCGACUAUGCGAACGUGAUCACGGCGCUUCUCGCUCGUUUUGGCCACCGCCCGGUUGUUGCAUUUGGCGGCGGCUACGGCGGCCUCCUCGCGUCGUGGCUGCGGCUCAAGUUUCCGCACCUCGUGAUCGGUGCGGUUGCAAGCUCCGCGCCACUCCUCGCGUUCGACGCGGACGUCGACCAUGAGGCGUUUGCGCGGACCGUCACGUACGUAGCAAGUCCCGUGGCCGGUGCCCACCCCAACUGCAUCCCCAACAUCCGCGCGUUGUGGCCCAAGCUCACGGCGGCGGCAACAUCGUCGAUCGGUUACGCACAGCUCGCCGCUGCGUUUCGCCUCUGCCCCAGCAGCCAACAUCCUUUGUCCACUUCUCUUGUGUCUUGGAUCACGACGGCGUUCGAAGGCUUGGCCGUCCACAACCACCCGUUCGCGACGGCGAGUCUGCCGGGGCACCCGAUGCGCGCCGCCUGCGCGCACUUGGCCCACGACUGGUACGCUGAGAGCUCCGAUAGCGAGCUCUAUGCGGCGGUGCGGGAAGCGGUUGGCGUCUACUACAAUGCAUCCGGCGACGUACCAUGCUUUGAUCUUAACAACGACCGCGACGAUCAAGCCGAGCGACGACGCAAGGGUGUAUUAUACGAGUACCUCGCGUGCACGGAGCUCUACACUCCGCGCGACUAUGCUGGCGGCGACGACGACAUGUUUCCACCUCAGCGCCACAACGAAACCGCAGAUGCUAUGCGCUGCCUGCAGACGUGGGGUGUCCAAUUGCGCCCGUUCGGCGCACACACCAUGUACGGCGGGCGUGCGGGGCUCGAAGCGGCGACCAACCUCGUGCUAACCAACGGCGACAUGGACCCGUGGAGCCACAGCGGCGUGCUGCAGUCGCUCGCACCGUCCGUCGUGGCCGUGCGCAUUCCAAAGGGCACCCACCAGUCCGACUUGUAUUUCCAUGAUGCGACCGACUCGGACGACCUCAAGUCGGCGCGCAGUGUGGUGCGAGCCCACGUCCAGCAUUGGCUCACGGCCUUUUCCAAGCAAUAG